Argentina anserina (silverweed cinquefoil) is the source of this 1760-nucleotide messenger RNA. Its product is annotated as seipin-2. Gene Ontology annotation, biological process: lipid droplet organization; lipid storage. NCBI's taxonomy places the organism in Eukaryota, Viridiplantae, Streptophyta, Magnoliopsida, Rosales, Rosaceae. The transcript has 2 exons. Bases 9 to 1598 code for a protein of 529 amino acids. The record is from RefSeq and is a predicted model, not a curated record. Gene Ontology annotation, cellular component: endoplasmic reticulum membrane.
CAACUCAAAUGGAGCAAGAUACCCAACUCCCAAUCCCAACCUCCGACCACCAAAACGACGACGUUUUCGUCGACGCCCUCGACGAUUUCCCUCCCUCCGACGACCAACCAGACCCCUCCACGUCAUCCUCCUCCUCCGCCGCCCUCCUCGAUGGCUCUCCCCCCUCCCACCUCCGUCUCCGGCCACCUCGCCGUCAGAUCUCCGGCGAAGACGACUCCAACGCAUCCGCCGUCACCUCCCAACCCGACCCGAUCGACGACGACGCCAGGCUCAACUUCCGCGGCAGAAGGUUCAGACUUCGCCGGAAUUUAAAGCCGCCGGAGCCGAAUCAGGACCCGGUCCGGCCUUCUCAAUCUCCGAGCAACCAGAAAGACGAGGGCUCGACUGUAACCACCGCCGCCAACGACGAUCGCGGCGGUGACUCGGCCAACUCGGCCGACCCGGCCGUGCAACAACUCGGUGACUCGUCUCUUAACCCUCUAGUGUUCAUAGCUGGAUUAGUAAUUAAAGCAAUUGGGCUUCAGAUUAAUCUGAUAAUUAGCAUUGUAACACUCCCAGCUUGGAUUUUGUAUAACUCAUACAUGCUUUUUGUUGAUCCUUUACAAAUUGUGAGUAGAGGGAGAGAGUUUCUGAUGGCAAAGUUGGUAAAUUUGUCGACAUUGGCCGCCGGAGCGGCGAGUCCUUUGGUUGGGGAGUGGGUGAAGGACAAGGACUCGGCCUGGAAGGUGGCAUUGCGAUUUGGGUGGGGUCUGCUUUGGGCAGUUUAUGUGGGGUUUGUGCUGUGUGGUCUUUUGGUGUCGUCGAUUUUGUUUAGUGGGGUUUUUAUGAGGUACAUUGUGUCUGAGCCGCUGCAGAUGAUGGAAAUGUUGAAUUUUGAUCACACUAGGCAUAGUCCGGUGGCGUAUGUGCCGGUGGUGUCGUGUGCAGGGGUCGGUUGUGGGGUGGAUUGUAAUGAGAAGGUGGAAGGUGGGGGGAUUCUUGGAGGCCGGGUGAUACCUGCUGGUCAUAAGUUGGUGGCUAGUGUUAAGUUUGUGCUGCCUGAAUCGGAGUACAACAGGAAUCUUGGGAUCUUUCAGGUCAGGGUAGAGUUCCUGUCUGCUGAAGGCAAAACCCUUGCCAGUUUGAGCCAUCCAUGCAUGUUACAUUUCAAAAGCGAGCCACUCCGCCUUCUAUUGACGUUCAUAAAGAUUGUUCCUCUUGUAUCUGGUUACAUUUCAGAGUCCCAGACUCUGAAUCUGAAGCUCCGAGGGUUUGUGGAAAGUGAUAUUCCUACUGCCUGUCUGAAAGUGACAAUCGAACAACGCGCUGAAUACAAUCCUGGUGCUGGAAUUCCCGAAAUAUAUGAUGCAUCCAUGACCCUUCAAUCAGAGCUUCCCUUGUUCAAAAGGAUCAUAUGGAGCUGGAAGAGAACUAUAUUUGUUUGGAUGAGUAUGAUGAUGUUCAUGAUGGAGAUGCUCUUUACUCUAGUCUGUUGUAGACCUCUAGUUAUUCCGAGAGCAAGGCCAAGGGCAGCUUCUGUCAACACCAGUCGCACUCGCACUCGCACUCGCACUCGCACUCAAACUCAAAGUCAAACCGGGCCCCCAGUACGAAAUUAACUGGAAGAUGCUGGUACUUGUUGAAGUAGGUAACCCUAGAUACAUCUGGUACUGUAUUUAGUCUUAAGCUUCAAAUUUUCCACCCAUUUUUUAAUUCUUUCAACCACUGUAAAUAAUCUGGAAUUUCGGUUCUCAAAUAAAUGGUAAAAUGUGCAUAUGCCU